AUGGAAUAGGUGAAGUACUUGCCCCCAAAGUUUUCAGAGAGUCUCAAAGAUCUCUCUUAAUACUUGGGUAUUCAUGGAAUGACUCUUGAUUAAUUGAGAAAUAGAGGUGAUAUAUCUGAAACAUCUUCAAAUAUCUCCUAUGUCACAUCUAGUGCAUUUAAGCCAAAAAGCUCGAAGUUGGAUGUAAUUAGAGAACAUCAAAUAAAUAAUGAAGAAGAUGAUGAAGAUGAGGAUGAAGUUAUUAAUGAUAGUAAAUAAUUCUAAAAAAGUAAUGAUCCUACAUCUACAUAGAGUUCUAUCGCACAUCCAAGAAAGUUAUCUGUUGGCUCAACUGGCAAUAACUAAAAUUCUUCUUUAAUAAAUGAUUAAAAUUCACCAAAGCAAUUGACUUAGUAAUUGGUGACAAGAUUUAAUCCUCAAAAGCCUAGUCAAAGGAAAAGAUAUCUUGAGGCAUCUUAAUUCCUCAAAUAAGGAAGUGAAUUAGUUAAUAAAUCAGCUCAGUUUAUGAAAUCUAAUCAUAAUAACCCUUAGUUGCAAGAUUAGUUCACCAAUUAUACCUAAGAUAAUAUAAACCAAGAACAAGUUAAGAUUGAAAAUGAGAUACAAAUGAUCAGGGAAAGACACAACAAUAGUCUAUUACUAAAUAGCACGAACAAUAAUGAAGAUUUAUCAAUACUUGACAUGACAGCUAUUAUCUCUAACAGUACAUCAGGAGGAUACAUUACGACUGAAGAUGUGCUUUAUGAAGAACAAAUCAAUCUAUUAGAUCUAUCUGGAUUAUAGCAAUAGAAUCUGCAACAACAAUCUUAGAAUCAAAUAAAUAACCAAUUCUAAUAAAUAAAAACCUUCAACUAAUAAGAUGAUUAGAGCUCGAUCUUUAGUCCAUAAAGAACUCCUAGUAACAGAUCAAAUUCUCUUAGAUAACAAGCUAUAAUAGCUAAUACUAAAAAAGGCUAUACACCUAAAUUCUCUGAUGAUUCAUUAAAAAUACCAAGGAAAAAUCAUAAAAGGAGUAUCUAGAAUAUUUAUGAAUGA
This is a messenger RNA of Stylonychia lemnae, 1035 nucleotides long. The record is from the annotation of a GenBank genome assembly. NCBI's taxonomy places the organism in Eukaryota, Ciliophora, Spirotrichea, Sporadotrichida, Oxytrichidae.